This is a messenger RNA of Eruca vesicaria subsp. sativa (arugula), 1106 nucleotides long. NCBI's taxonomy places the organism in Eukaryota, Viridiplantae, Streptophyta, Magnoliopsida, Brassicales, Brassicaceae. The record is from the annotation of a GenBank genome assembly.
AGACCAACAUUAUCGCUAGGACGUGAAAAAGUUCUUAGGCACAAAGUUUUAUUUUUUUUUUAUUUCUUUUGUUCGAAAAACAUUCACUUAUUGUUAAGAACUCUCCACAAACGUUUGUUAAUUAAGAGACAUUUGACAUCGGUUUUACAAAAAUGUGGGACCCCAACACUUAAGAAAUGCUCUAAGAGCUGCCGAUAAUGUUGGUCUGAGAUUGUAGUUCCUUGCCAACCAACAACCCAUAUAAUACUCCCCAACACCAAAACACAACACAAACUUAGAAAUGGAAGAAGAGCAGAGACUGGAACUCAGGUUGGCUCCUCCCUGUCACCAACUCACAUCCAACAACAACAUCAAUGGAUCUAAACAAAGAAGCCUCACCAAACAAACAUCAUUUGCUUUCAAUAACAGGAAUGAGGCAGCUCCGGUGGUGGGAUGGCCGCCGGUGAGAUCAUUUCGGCGAAACCUAACGGCACAGCCAAAAGAUGAGAUGAAGAAGAGAGUGAGCGAUAAAGAGAGAGAGUUGUACGUUAAGAUCAAUAUGGAAGGAGUUCCCAUUGGAAGAAAAGUCAACCUCUCCGCUUUGAACAACUACCAACAGCUUUCACAUGCCGUUGAUCAACUCUUCUCUAAGAAAGAUUCGGUUGAUGUAAACAGACAAUACACUUUGGUCUACGAAGACACUGAAGGGGAUAAAGUUCUGGUCGGAGAUGUUCCUUGGGAGAUGUUUGUAUCGACAGUGAAGAGAUUGCACGUUUUAAAGACCUCCCACAUCUCCAUGCUCUCACCUAGCAAACAUGGCAGGAAUAAAGUAAGGUAGUUCAUCAAAAUCAUCAGUUAGAUGAUUUUUUUUUUAAAUGUAAUUUAUGUAAACAACGAGGCUUGGCUAGCUUGAUUUACUGAGAUAUCUUUUAUUGGUUUGAUUUUGUUUCUUCCAACUUAUGUUAUAGUUUUUUUUUUGGCUUCUGGAAGGUGUUUUUGUUUAAAAAUGCUGUUUGUUUAAGUAAGCUGGGUGGUAUGUCUAUGUUAUCGUGUGUAUAAACUACAAAGAUAGUAGAAAAACAGGUUGAAUAUCGUUUAAUUAAUAAUAAGCUCAUCGUUUGAUAAAC